UGGAGUAGCCGCAGAGAACUGCAGGGUGACAGAACGCUCAGGACAUCUCUCACUUUUAUCUCCUUCCUUCUCUUCUUCCAGAAUCGAAAAGCGCUCCGACAUGAACGGCCACUGCAACGGAAAGGUCAACGACACCGUGGAGGAGUUCCACUGCAACAACGGCUUCAGCGACCUCAUCAUAGACACCAAGACGUCCGCCGUGCACCGCAAGCACGAGACGUCCCGCAAAGAUUCCGAGGACAAGUCCCACUUACCUGCGCUCGAGGCCGCCUACACCAGCAUCCUGCGGGAGCUCGGGGAGGACACGGACCGACAGGGGCUGCUGCGCACGCCGCUGCGCGCCGCCAAAGCCAUGCAGUUCCUCACCAAGGGCUACCACGAGACCAUCGACGACAUCCUAAAUAAUGCCAUAUUUGAUGAAGACCAUGAUGAGAUGGUGAUUGUGAAAGACAUAGACAUGUUUUCACUGUGUGAGCAUCACCUGGUGCCCUUUUUUGGCAAGGUUCACAUCGGGUAUAUCCCCAACAAAAAAGUGGUGGGACUGAGCAAGCUGGCAAGGAUUGUGGAGAUCUUCAGCCGGAGGCUUCAGGUUCAAGAGCGCCUGACCAAGCAGAUUGCCAUGGGAAUAUCUGAGGCUCUACAGCCAAAAGGUGUAGCUGUGGUCAUUGAAGCAGCGCACAUGUGUAUGGUUAUGCGUGGCGUCCAGAAGAUGAACAGCCGCACAGUGACGAGCACCAUGUUGGGAGUUUACCUAGAGGACCCCAAAACCCGAGAGGAGUUCCUGACCCUUUCACAGCACAUUUAACAAAUUCCGUACACCCUUCACUCCCGAGCCUUUGUAUUACAGUAGCACAUGGAAAGCUCUGGAGUAACAGUGGAUCUGCAUCUGACUUUACUUUAAGAAAAUGACAAACCAAAAGCAGGAAACGUAAAGCUGCUUUUUGAUGCAGGAUCCAGAGCCAACUCUGGAGCUCACCUCAAUACACUGAAGCCUGAAAGAUUUCUGUCCUGCUGCUGAAGUCCAUCAGUUAAAAUCACUGUGAACAAAAUAGGAAAUAGAAGACUCACAUUCUUGGUGCCUUUGGUAGAUAUUUUACAGUCUUAAAUUGCAAUAUUGUUUUUAUAAUGUAUGAAAUCUGAGUGCAAUGUUGUAAUGUGAUAAUACUUAAGAUUUACUUUUUUCUUCCCUGAUGGGAAUUUCAUUGGUGCUUUUGCAAAGAGAUACCCUUAUAAUAAUUUAACAAACUAUGUGUCAAUUCUGAAUACAUUUAUAGUCUUUGUAACAAAUGACAUUUUUAAGCUAUAAAUCAAAUUAUUAUAUCAUCUGUAGUCCAAAGAGUAGAAUAAAUGAUGUACUAAGUAGAUAUUAGCUUUUGUCAGUGAUCACUGUAUUAGGUAAA
This is a messenger RNA of Toxotes jaculatrix (banded archerfish), 1400 nucleotides long. Its product is annotated as GTP cyclohydrolase 1-like. Gene Ontology annotation, molecular function: GTP cyclohydrolase I activity; zinc ion binding; GTP binding. Gene Ontology annotation, cellular component: cytoplasm. Gene Ontology annotation, biological process: tetrahydrofolate biosynthetic process; tetrahydrobiopterin biosynthetic process. The record is from RefSeq and is a predicted model, not a curated record. NCBI's taxonomy places the organism in Eukaryota, Metazoa, Chordata, Actinopteri, Toxotidae. The transcript has 6 exons. Bases 101 to 805 code for a protein of 234 amino acids.